AUGCCUACCCCAGCGUUUGGCCAAAGCGUUGUAAGCAAUAUAAGUAUCACCACGAUUGCGGAGCUUCUUCCAUUUUUUGACGGCGACGGUGGAAAAUUUGAGCGAUGGGAAAGACAGGUGCGUCUGUUAGCGGUUACGUAUAACUUGUCCGAGGAAAUGGGCAAAGUGCUGGUGGGUAGCAGACUUCGUGGUAAAGCCUUGGAAUGGUUUCACUCGAGGCCUGAAUUUUUAGAAAUAGGUACGCGCGAAUUGAUGGACAGGAUGCGUGAAAUGUUUUACCGACGGCCGAACAAAACCAUCAGGCGAAGAAAGUUUGAAGAGCGUGUAUGGCAGCCGAACGAACCUUUUAGCGAAUGCAUGCAUAAUAAGGUGAUAUUGGGAAAUAACGUGCCCAUUGAUGAAGACGAGAUGGUUGACCUCAUCAUCGAAGGAAUUCCUGAUGAAACGUUACGUAAUCAGGCGUACAUUCAAAGAUUUUCGUCGCCAGCAGUGUUGAUGGAAGUGUUCGAGAAGGUGAAAUUGAGAGGAACGAGCUACAGCAACAGAGGGCCCGUAAAUAGAAGUGCAGUAAAGGAGGAAAGCGGCAGAGGAUCUAUAGCCAAGGAGGAAAACAGCAGGACGUGCCAGCCACAAGGACAUCUGAAGCCAGCUACAUCGGGACGAAGAUGCCCAAGUUGUGGGUUAAUGGGACACCAGCUGUCCGAGUACCCGACCAGGGAAAAAGGCGUCAAGUGUUUCGAGUGCCGAGGGUACGGACACAUUUCAGCCCGUUGUCCGACAAAAUUAACACCAACCCGCAGCAGUUACAACGUAGACCAGUCAACAAAAUACGAGAAAGAAGCGGUAAUUCAUGGACACAAGGUAACAGCUGUAAUUGACACGGGAAGCGAUAUUUGUUUAAUGCGUGCGUCGGUACAUGCGGAAUUAGGCGCGCCGCGACUACAACGAACGGGUUUACGAUUCCGUGGAGUAGGAUCUAACAACAACGCAACGUGGGGUGCUUUUCAGACCGAUAUUUUUGUAGAUAACGAUUUGUAUCCGAUAACUGUUCACGUGAUUGCCGACCGACUUAUGCAACCUGCACUAAUUAUAGGCGCUGAUUUCUUACGGAAUGUAAAUGUUGCGAUUCAGAAUAACCGCGUUUCUAUAUCUAAGAUGGAUAAAGACAUUUCGGCAGCGGAAAACGUCCCGGAAGUUUACAAUAUUGUUGCGUAUGACUCCUUGGAAGUAGAUACUUCGUAUAUUAUAAAUCGUAAAGAUCGUUGCGAAAUAGAAAAAAUAAUAAGUAAUUAUAAGCCGUGCAAAAAUCCUGAGCCUCGAUCGUCGAUGAAAAUUAUUCUUCGGGAUGAGGAACUGAUCUAUCAGCGUGCAAGGCGAUUACCACCGGUUGAUAGGAAAGAAGUUAAUAGACAAGUCUCUUUGUGGUUAGACGAAGGCAUCAUACGACCGUCCUUAUCAGAUUUUGCGAGUCCCAUAGUGUUAGUUAAGAAGAAGGAUGGUUCGAAGCGGUUGUGCGUAGAUUAUAGACAAUUAAACAAGAAAACGAUCAGAGACCGCUAUCCUCUACCCCUCAUAGAAGAUCAACUAGAUAUGUUGCAGGGGUCAAAAUUAUUUAGCACGUUAGAUCUUAAAAAUGGAUUCUUUCAUGUAGAAGUCGAGGAAUUCAGCCGAAAAUACACCGCUUUUAUAACGCCUGACGGUCAAUACGAAUUCUGUCGCGUGCCGUUUGGACUAACGAAUUCACCGGCAGUCUUUCAAAAAUUUAUUAACAACGUAUUUAGGCAGCUAAUAUCGCAAAAUAUAAGCGGUAAGACGACGGAGGCUGAAUCGAAGUAUAGCAGCUACAAAUUAGAAAUACUAGCAGUAGUAAGAGCACUCAAAAAAUUUCGCGUGUAUUUGCUUGGGAUACCGUUUAAAAUAAUAACCGAUUGUAGAGCGUUCACACUAACGAUGAAUAAAAAAGAUCUCUGCGUCCGCGUUGCCAGGUGGGCUCUGUUAUUAGAAGAAUUUCAUUACACUAUUGAGCAUCGGUCAGGUAGCAGCAUGCGUCACGUUGACGCGCUAAGUCGUACUCCAGUGUCGUCGUGA
Molecule: messenger RNA, 2088 nt
Organism: Hylaeus volcanicus
Lineage: Eukaryota; Metazoa; Arthropoda; Insecta; Hymenoptera; Colletidae
Exons: 1
Coding region: 1-2088 (695 amino acids)
Biological process (GO): proteolysis
Molecular function (GO): zinc ion binding; aspartic-type endopeptidase activity; nucleic acid binding
Source: RefSeq, a predicted model, not a curated record